UUUAUUAAUAUUUACAAAAAACAUCAAUGAUGAAGUGCGUGUUUUCUGAAAAACAAAAUUUUAUAUUAAUGUAUUUAAAUAAUAAUAUUUUUUGAUACAUUGUAUUUUCAAAUAAAUAAAUGUAUGUCAUUUGUUUCCUUGUAAGUAGAACGAAUAGUUUGGACAUUGUAGUCAGUAGGUCACAAACACGCACUAUCAUAGAAAUAAAAUACUAUUUGUGACAGAUGUUUCUAUUUGACCAUUCUCCGCCGCUGGUACUGAAGACGUGAAGAAAUAUUUUACUGAAGACAAGAAGGGGAGUCAUGUACAUAUAAAUAUUUCGACAGUAUCUUCGAAAUAUGAUUGAAAGGAUCAGACGUGUUUUGACAUAAUACGCUAUCAAGACAUGCAUAUUUUUGUUAGGUCAGCCAUCUUGGAUCUUUGUUUGUUUAUAUUUCUGCAGAUAAAUGAAAACAGACUGUAUUCUACAAAGGAAGAUUUAUCACAGUACAUGAAAGAAGAUUUUCUUUGGACUUUUGUAUGCAGUGCUGGACAACAGCGUGGACAUAGUCCCAUCUCAAUGCAAAAUAGCCCCGGUCCUUGUGAGACACCGGCAGACCUGGACUUUCUGUCUGAGGCAAACAAACAAUAUGUUGAACUUGGUGUUAAUGAAACACUAGACCCACUGCGGAGAAAUACAACACAUGAAAGUUGUAACAAUCAAAAUAGAAAAUAUAUAUAUAUGGAUGAUAGUAAUACAAAAGCAAAUAGACCAAGUGAUGAUGUUGAAGCAGUGUUUGAUGAAGUUACAGGAGAAACAAAAGUAAAACUUUGGUCACAUGAAUAUCCAAUAGAUACAAAAUGUCAGCUCAGUGAAAUGGGUUUUCAAGACGAGAAAACUGGAGCUAUGUCCGGAGAUACAACGUAUGAUACUGAGGAAAACAUGUUGACUGGAGACGACCGGCAUGAUGAAAUUAUGCCUCAGUAUGACAACUGCACGAUUGGCGGACGAUUUCUGACAAGUAAUGAAUUGGCUGACAACCUUCAUUCAUCACUAGUUCCUAAAUUUAGAAUAAAAACUGAACAAGAGGCUAACAGUACAACAUUAGACAGCCUAUUUGAUGGUGGAAUGCAAAGAACAAGUUCUGAUCCUUGUAUGAAGAAAAAACCCUGCACAAGUAUGAAAAGGACAAGUUUUUCAUAUCCAGUCAUAGCGGACCAGGACUCUGGAGGUGUGAGCAGGAUGUUGUCUUCUGAACUUCACACUGAAUCAUAUCCACAUUUAACUAGGCAGAGGACAGAAAUGGAAUGGACUAAUUGUGAACAAAUACAAUAUGUGCAUCAAUACCCUGAUCAAAACUUUAAUUCGCAUGCACGAGAACAGUGGCUACGAUAUAUGUCGAUUUCGACAAAUGAAAACCAGUCACUUAGAGAGGAAAGAAAAGUAUUUGGCAUAACCCCGUUUGCUGGAUCACUCCCUACAAAAUCAUCUUUACUUUCGAACCGUCACAAUAAAGUUUGGAAACAAACAGAAGGCACGUUACACAGUGUGCAUAGUAAUAAGAGCCAGACUGAGGAUGUAUCUAGCUCAAACGACCAGAAAUCUCAGUAUAUAGACUUCAAUCAACUUUCUCAAGAUGUUACUCCAUAUGCAGAAAAGACAGACAUUAGAGAAAGAUCCUCCCACACGUACUUGUACCACAGUAAACACAAUAACACGGAAACCAGAGAAUACAAACAUAAGAAAAAAUUAAAAAGAGGCUGCCGUUUAUGGGAAUACAUACGAAACCUCUUACUAGAUCCCUGUACAAAUCCUUCUCUUAUAAAAUGGGAGGACCGUAAUGAGGGGACAUUCAAACUCGUUGAAAACAAGAGAAUAGCUUAUAACUGGGGCAUGAAGAAGGGUAAUACGGACAUGAGCUAUGAAAAACUCAGCAGAGCUAUGAGGUACUAUUACAAGAAGAAGAUAUUUCAGCCGGUUCUUGGAAAGCGUCUAGUCUACAAGUUUGGACCAUGUGCUACAGGCUGGAAAGACGACACUUGAAAAUCCGGAAGACAAUUUUGUUGAAUUUGGCACUCGUUGUGCUUCAGAUAGGAUUGUUCUCCAAACAAUGUGAUUUCUUUCAGCUUGUCCAGAUGUGCAUUGGGAUGACUGUAGUGUCAUAUGUUGCAACCUACGAGCAAUACACAACCGAUGUUAUUUAAGAAGAGGCACAUUGCAUCAUUCAUUUUUUUAAUUUUUUGAUAUCAAACUUUUUCCUUUCUGCUCAUAUAAAUAUUAAUGGUAUUUAUAUUUGUUUAUGUUACCUUUUUCAUAGUUUAUUUUUGUAUUUAAACUCUUUUCUAUAUAAAACUUACGAUUUGGAAUAAAAUACAACACUGCUCUGAA
Messenger RNA from Mercenaria mercenaria, 2368 nucleotides. RefSeq lists its product as uncharacterized. Gene Ontology annotation, cellular component: nucleus. Gene Ontology annotation, molecular function: DNA-binding transcription factor activity, RNA polymerase II-specific; sequence-specific DNA binding. The coding region runs from base 386 to 2023 and encodes 545 amino acids. Lineage: Eukaryota; Metazoa; Mollusca; Bivalvia; Venerida; Veneridae. The transcript has 6 exons. Gene Ontology annotation, biological process: regulation of transcription by RNA polymerase II; cell differentiation. The record is from RefSeq and is a predicted model, not a curated record.